Molecule: messenger RNA, 2754 nt
Organism: Mesocestoides corti
Lineage: Eukaryota; Metazoa; Platyhelminthes; Cestoda; Cyclophyllidea; Mesocestoididae
Source: the annotation of a GenBank genome assembly
AUGUUGUCUCUAAAAAAAGAUAAAAAUGAGGAAGAUGAUGGUAUCGGCUCCACCUACAUGAAUCGGGACAAAUCGUCUGUGUUACAAGACGUAAGAGUCGAAUAUCACAACGUCUUUCUUGCUCGGCUUUUUAAUGCAAAUCAGCCAAAUCCGAGGAAGUGUAUUCAAAUUUUAACAAGAAUUUUAUGUCUUCUGAAUAAGGGUGUCAAAUUUAGCCGCCAGGAGGCUACAACAACAUUCUUUGCCGUCACCAAAUUAUUUCAGCUUCCUAAUCAAAGUCUUCGAAAACUCCUCUACCUUGUUAUCAAAGAGUUGUCACCCUACGCCGACGAUGUGAUUAUCCUAACUAGCAGCCUAACGAAAGAUAUGACGGGGUCAGAGGCGUCUUUCCGUGCUCCUGCUAUUAGGACACUAUGCAAAAUUACUGACCCGAAUAUGGUGCAAGCCAUUGAACGGUACUUGAAACAGGCUAUUGUAGAUAAGUCGCCUGCAAUCGCAUCCGCUGUCUUGGCUUCUGCCUAUCAUCUUAUGCAGAUUUGCCCGGAAGUUGUCCGGCGGUGGAGCAACGAGAUUCAAGGCGCUAUUUCUGGAUCUAGUGUCAUGGUACAGUAUCAUGCCCUCGGUCUCCUUUGUCUGAUCCGUCAAUCUGACCGGCUUGCUACUUUGAAGCUCAUACAAAAAUUCCUUCAGUCUCCACUAAGGUCGUCAUAUGCACAUUGCGUUAUGAUCCGUGUCGUGGCACGACAGGUCGAAGAAGAAGGCAUUACUGAUAGCCGCAAUUUGAUGGAUUUCCUGGAGGCAUCCUUACGCCACAAGUCUGAGAUGGUUGUCUAUGAGGCCGCCCGCGCUAUUGUUGGUUUGAGUCAUUUAACAGCUAAAGAGUUGGCCCCUGCCGUGAGCGUCCUUCAGCUCUUCUGUUCUUCGCACAAAUCCUCUCUCCGUUACGCAGCCGCUAGAACGCUAAACAAAAUUGCAACGCGGCACCCCACUGCUGUUGCUUUCUGCAACCACGACCUAGAGACUCUCAUUUCCGAUCCAAAUCGUAGUGUUGCUACUUUGGCUAUUACAACGCUCCUUAAAACGGGCAGUGAGAAUAAUGUUGAUCGGCUAUUGAAGCAUAUCUGUUCUUUCAUGGCGGACAUUACUGACGAAUUCAAGGUCGUGGUUCUCGAGUCGAUCCGCAUGUUGGCAGCUAAGUACCCUCGAAAGUACUCUGUCCUCCUUAAUUUCCUGUCUGGCCUGCUGCGUGACUCAGCCGGCUAUGAGUUCAAAAAAGCUGUAGUGAUCGCUAUGGAGUCCAUUAUCAAGGAAAACUCCCAGGCUAAGAACCUCGGUCUUCUGCAGUUGUGUGAGUUCAUUGAGGACUGCGAGCAUGAGAAACUGACGCAGCGUAUCUUGUACCUGCUUGGGCGUGAGGGUCCAUUUUUGAGUCGGCCUCGCCAGUUCAUCCGCUUCAUCUACAACCGCAUCAUCCUCGAGUCCGCGGCCGUCAAGUGCACCGCCAUAGUGGCGUUGGCGCGUUUUGGCGCGAACUGCGACGACCUCCUGCCCAGCGUCCUCGUGCUGCUUGAACGCGUAAUGCUCGACGACGACGAUGAGGUCCGUGACCGAGCCGCAUUCUACCAUCACGUUCUGUCGUCAAGCGACCGCACCCUGGCCAAGGAGUACGUUCUGAAUGACGAGAAUCGUCUCAACAUCCAAGCUCUGGAGCGCGCCCUCCUCGCGUACACCCAGGCUUCUAGGGCGGAUUUGGCAAAGCCCUUCGAUUUGUCUUCUGUCCCUGUCGAGGAACCGCCUGCCGCUGGCAUCUCUGAAGUCACCGCCAUGGCAGAAAGCUCCACGGUCGGUUUCUUCGAGGCCCCCAGCACUGCCGCACACGGUGCUGGCAAAGGCGACGAGAAGGGAGGUGCUGCGAAGGACUCGACAGCUGCUGGAGCACCCCAAAGGCGCCAAAGUCGCUACAUGGAGGAGCUGGAGGCAAUCCCUGAGCUAAGGGCUCUUGGUCCGCUCUUCAAGUCUUCGAUGGAGGUCGAACUUACCGAUCCUGGCACAGAGUACACGGUCUCUUGCGUCAUCCACACUUUCCGACAUCACAUCGUCCUUCAGUACGAGGUAACGAAUACAAUGGAAGAUCAGUUAUUAGAGGACGUCUAUGUUGAGGUUGAGGUUGCAGACGAGGACUUUGAGGUGUUGAAAAGCCUUCCAAUCAGGUCCCUGGGAUUCAACACACCCGCCUCAACCUACAUCAUUCUUCGACUGCCUGAGAGCGUUUCUCUUCUCACAACUUCUUUAUCCAACACCCUCAAAUUCAUUGUCAAGGACGUCGAGGCCGGACCAAAUGAUCCUGGUCUAACCGAUGAAUAUGCUCUUGAAGAAUUGUCCGUUCCUGUCGCUGUCCACUUCCAACGCGUGCUGAAAUCAAACUUCGCCGCUGCUUGGGAGGAAUGCGGCGAUGAAGGGGAAGCCGAAGAAACCUACUUCCUCACCAAGUUCUCAACCAUUGAAGAAAUGGUGACGGAGUUGGUUGCUCACCUUGGCAUGCAGCCAUGUGAACGGUCUGACCAGCUGCCCACCGAGGAGAAGACCUCCCACACGCUUCUGCUCGCUGGUGUCUUCCGUGGUGGAAUCACCGUCCUCGCACGCUGUAAAUUAGCCAAGUCCCUUCCUGGCAGUCAGCCUGGCAUCAACUUCCAAAUCACGGUCCGUUCGCCGGUGGCCGAAGUCAACCAAGCGGUCGCUGACUCACUCAGCUAA